Messenger RNA from Dunckerocampus dactyliophorus (ringed pipefish), 10301 nucleotides. It is a transcript of the gene lrrc75a, whose product is annotated as leucine rich repeat containing 75A. The record is from RefSeq and is a predicted model, not a curated record. NCBI's taxonomy places the organism in Eukaryota, Metazoa, Chordata, Actinopteri, Syngnathiformes, Syngnathidae. The transcript has 4 exons. The coding region runs from base 1497 to 2720 and encodes 407 amino acids.
AAGUCCCUCCUUUUUCUGUUACGUAGCCAAUAUGGCGACUAUUGAGGCUGGUAGCAGGUGUGUUGAGGGCGACAUCCGGAUACUGACAGUGGACUUCAUUUUGCCGGACUCCACACUGAAACGCACUUACACACAAUGCUAAAUGUCAGUAUGGAACACAGCAAUGGCUUCUUGUUGCUAGGCAGAGUUAAUCUAUCAUAACUCCCUCAUAGGCUAAUUAAAAAGAACAUGUCCGGCCACGCCCACUAGCUGUUUAAAUGACAAGCUAUUGAUGAGACAUGAACAGGAAGUCAUGAAAUGGCGUUAUAAGAAAUUACGACUUUAGCUACAACAUAAAUUGCUAAUAUAUCAAUGCCCCCGUACACAAUCACUAACGUACAGAAGGUGAUACAUUCCUGGUAAAAUCAGCGCAGAUUGCACAUACUUUUUGCCUCUAAAUUAUAAUAUUAUCCUAAUAUUUUCAUAAGCACGAUUGGAUAGUCGCCUCUGUUGCGAAAAGGAAUGAGUUCGUAACUGCAAACUAGGGGAGGGCGGAUCCAAAUAACAGUGUCGACACCAAUGAUAGCGUCAACAUCGGAUGGAUACCAGCGUGAUAGAGAUCGACUUUUGUUUACAGUUUUUUUCAAUCAUUAUUUUCACAAUCAGAUGUAUUUGUUGUGUUGUUAAUAUUGAUACAUUUUUCAUAAAUACGUUUUAUCGUUUACCUAAAAUCGCCUUGUUUAUUUAGAUGAAAGAAAAAAUAAAUAUACAUUUUAAAUAAACUCAUUUAGUCUUUAACAAUUUCAAGUAAAAAUGAUCACCUGUCUUGACAUGUCAUGAUGGGAUGCCAUUUAUUGACAUGAUGACACCUGUCAUCUGACACUUGGUAUCGGGUCGAUAGCAACACUCGCGGUAUCGCCUACCCCUGGUGCAAACUUGGCGGUGCUGUCUGCCUGGAGGCGGUGGGGGUCGCGCUCGCGUUCAGUCGCCGAGUAGAGGGUGUCCUCCAUAAUUCUUACCCAGCCCAUACAGGCAUCCAUCAAGGUCGGCAAGGUUUCCGCCGCUUCUCCCGUGACGGCUGCUGGAUGCUCAACUUCCCAUAUGCGGCGUUCGCAGACCGUGGGAGACAACAUGGGAGACAAACACAGCAGAAGACCAGCCAGUCUUCGGUGAUCGGAGGACGUAAACACUGCCAUGCCCUGCUUUGUGCGUCACCUCCAGGCUGCACGCUCCUCUCCAGGACAAGGACAGGACCCCCUCCUCCACGGUGAAGGUGCAUAUUUGUGUGCUGAAGUUGUGUUUGGGACGGUCUUGGCUGCUGCUGCGUGUUGAGCCGCCAUGCUGCAGGCAGAAUCCUGCGACCUCUUCCCCACAUGAGCUGCAAGUUGUCCUCUGCACAAACUGUGUUUUCAUCGUGUUAUAAUCCAUGUGAUUAGGGACCCAGUGUCCAGAUGUGGCUCAUCAAGGCUGCCUCUGCAUGACAGUGGGAUCAGGCCUGUUCUUACCACACAGUCUUUAUGGGGGGCAAGCAGACCAAGGGCCAGGAUGCCGGAGGAGCCAGUCCGCAGCACAGCUGGAGGCGGACCCCCACCAAGGAACGGGGGGACCUGCUUGCGUCCCUCAUGCUGAAGUCGGGGGACAGGCUGAGCCGUGGCGGUACCCCGCCGCCCUACCAGCGUCGCAUCGGAAUGAUCCAGGAGAUGAUGCUGAUGGCCAAGCAGGGCAAGCAUGAUGAGGCCACCGAGAUGCUGAGGACACUCAGACAGGAGAGAGAAUCUCUUGGGGCGAUGGAGAAAGUCUGUCGUCAGCUGACCUACCAUCUCAGCCCCCACUCUCAGUGGAGGAGACAAGGCCUGCUCAAGAGGAAACCUCAGGCCUGUCUAAAGGCAGUGUUGUCCACCCCUCCGUCCAGCGGGGCGUUGGAUCUGUCUGGUAUUCCUCUGGCUGCGCGUGACAUGGAGCGUCUGUGUGCACAUCUACAGCACCAUUCUUCCACCGUGGUCAGCUUGGAGAUGGGGUUCACUGAGCUGACCGAUGAGGCCUUCCUCCUUCUGUUGCCCACGCUGGCCGCCCUGCCUCGGCUGGAAACGUUAGCACUGAAUGGAAAUAGGCUGACCAGGACAAUACUGAAGGAUCUAACCGACGCCUUGAAGGAUCCAAGCAGUUUCCCAAGUGUGACAUGGAUUGACCUGGGAAACAACGUGGACAUCUUCUCCCUGCCACAACCGUUCCUGGUCAGCCUGAGGAAGCGCUGCCCGAAGCAGGGCAACCUCCCCACCAUUUUGGAGUUUGGAGAGAGUCAGGCCAGCGACCCCCCCGAGAGGCUGAGAGGCAUCGGGGAGGACGAGGAGACCGAUGACACCAACAGGACCGAGAGCAUGGCCGAGCUGCCGUCUGAGGUAGAGGAGGAGCUGGACGGUGAGCUGGAGAUAGAGGAGAUGAUGGAGGAGCUGCUGGACUUUGACCGGGAGGUGCGAGGGAAGGAAGACGAAGACGAGAGCAUGUGGACAGUAGAGGAGCAGAGGAAUGGGAGGAGGAGGACAGGGAAGGAAGACGUACAGAGAAAAGAGAGGACGGGCCCAAAGGUAGUGAUGGCAGAGGACGAGGAUGACACGCAGAGCCAUUCCUCUCAGUUGUCCUGCUCCACCCAGUCACAAAACUCCUCUGCUGCUGUGGAGCCAAUGAGAGCAGAGGAGGACGGCUUUGAUCAUAGGACUGACCAGUCACGGCACCUGACUUGAGUGCUGGAAGGAGGCAAGACUUAAACAAGUCAGAUUGAACCAGCCGAACCAAGGUGAACCAGACUAUUGGCUGCAGGACCAAAAGAUGGUAAUGCAUAAGGAAACUAAAUAAUUGUGCUCUUUAGUGUAACUGACCCUCGUUUCGAGGGUUUGGGUCAGAACCCUCUGAUAAUCCCUAUAAUGUGGAACCCGUUUAAGUCGGUCACGUUUAUGUUGGCAACCUGUCUAUGUGGACCAACUUAUCAAGUCCCGGUUUACAGUCUUCUUCGUGUCAUACCUGGCAACAUUUGGAUUUGAAAAAAGUGACAUUUUCCAGAAAAUAAGGGGAAAAAUGUUAUUAUGAAUAUUACAGCCUAUAAGAGGAUACUAGUUGAAGCACAGCAGUUACAAGCGAGACCUAAUUAGUGUCUUUCAUUAAACAACACUGCUGUCUAAAAUGUAUCAAUCUACACGGGUGACAUAAUUAUAGUUGCACAUUACUUACAGGCACUCCAAAGCAGAAGCGUAUUAGAACGUACAGCGGUACCUCGGAUUUUGUUAUUAAUUUGUUUUUUAAAAAAAAUGGAACGUACGGAAAUUGAGGCAAUUUUGCUCAUAGGAAAUAAUGUUAAUCCAAUUAAUCUGUUCCAGACACCCACAAAUAUACAACAAAAAAAACAUUUUGUAGAGAAUAAUUAUAGUUACACCUGCAGAUACGUAACAAUGCAAAAUAAUUCUAAAUGACAAAUGAAAAGAUACAUUUUUACCUUUAUUAUAGGCUUCUUGACAAAGACAGCAAGGAGCAGAGAGGAAAGUGGGGAAGAGACACCAUCUUUGAAAGUCAAAAUUGAAAAAUUUGCAGCAAACUAAACAUGAUCGGCCGCUUUUGUCAACAUAAUCGGUCCCAUUAUGUCGACGCAUUGUGGUUUUCAGUCGUCAUUAUCGCUCAGCAGCGUGAAUCGACCACAGCAACAUGACUACUAUCUAGUUACACGCAGUGACUUCCUGUUCAGUGCAAAGUGAGCUUCAAAAUAAAAGCAUGGAAGUAUUAACCUGGAUUUUAACAUAACAACUAACAAAAUAUACCGUAUUGUUUUUUUGUUGUUUUUUUUAGAUUUUUAGCCACCGACUUGUGCAAAUAUGAAAGCUUAAUCUUCAUUGUAGUCAAGACAUACAACAAAAUGACCACAGCAGCUCUAUUAGAUAAGAGUGUGAAAUAUCAUAUUAAAAAUAUGCACAAAUGGAGGAAAACCAUGUCAACACACUACUGUAGGUUGAAAACUCUCCCACAAAUCGCAAGUAAAUCUGCAAGUAAUGGCUACUUUACGUUUUGGUUAUAUCGACGGUCGCUUAUGUUGACGUCAGACAGCCGCUCCGAGAAGCUUCGACAUAAACGGGUUCCACUGCAGUACCUUCAGGUGCCUGUAACGUGUCCCAACACUUGUUAGGAAUAUGUGUCUGUAAAAAUGGGAAUAUCAGCAUCAAAUAUCAAUGCAAGAUCUUUAAAAAAAAAUGCCUUUGCCAUCACGGACAUGUUGAAAAUGCCAACCAUGGUGAUGAACGGCCUCCUGGAUACAUUGGAAGAGGCGAAGAGUCAUGCGGAGAGGUUAGUGGGCAUCAGCUAAUUAACAAAUGAAAGUUGUGCACUGAAGCGAGUCUAAAUAGGAACUAGUCCGCUAAAAUCAAGCAUGAUGGAGAAAGAAAAGACCGUAAAUUAUUCAUUUUUUUUCAUUUAUUCAAAAAUAAUUGUAAACAAAAUAAAUAUGCGGGCUGUACUAUAAAAUGCCAAUCAUUUUAAAUAAUUUUUAUAGUCAAAAUCAGGGAAUUUGUGCAUUUCCGGUUCCACGCGGGAGAAAUGCACUAUCCCGCACACACUGCAUUGAUGCAUGCAACAUAAUGUUUGCAGAAGCAUUUAUUAUACACUGUCACUUUCCACAGUCUGGUUUGUAUCUUUUAGGAAGGUACAUUUACGUUUGUAUUUGAUCGAGUGACAUAAGCAUUUGACCCCCUACCAAACCACAAGCACUCUGACCCCCACCGACCGAUUAUUUGUCCAUGAAGCACACAAAUUAGUCAUGUCUCUUCAGGUCGUGAUUCUGAAGAGGUGACCAGUCCAGAAUUACAAGGGAGAAGCUGGUUAAUGAUGCCAAGGGAGUUGGGAGCGCAGUCACCAAGGAAAGCAUGACGAAGACACGUUGCUGUAAUGCGGGGGUGUGCAUUCACGGCCCGUGGCUAUUUUUUGUAUUGGUUUGCGGCACAUUUUGAGAAUAUAAUUUAACAAGACAACUAAAACAAAAACAAAAAAACAACAGCAACAAAAAUGUUAAAUUUUGCAGUAAUUUCACAAGAAUGAAGUCAAAAUAUUAAGAGAAAAAAGUUGCAAUCAACCGAGAGAGAGUUGUUAUUUUACGAGAAUAAUAAAAAAAAUAACGUUAUUUUAGACGUUAGACAUUUAGAUGUAGUCUUUUUAAAAGUCAUAAUAUUAUGAGAAACAAACAAAACUAUGAAUAAGCAAGAAAAAAAGAGGAAAAAAGAGUUAGGCGGAAGAGUAUUAAUUCUAUAAUUUGUUAAUAUUAAUUAUUAUUGAUAUGUAUAUUAAUACAUUCAUAAUAUUGGAGAAGUAAUGUCAUAAUAUUACAAAAAUUAAAUUCAUGAAAGAUUUUUUGAGAAGAAAGUUUAAAUAUUUGGAAAGUUAAAACACAAAAUAUCAAAAAAGAGCAAAGACCGAAGUUCGUACUAAUAAUAUGCUUUUUCACCUUCAUCAGAAGUCUAUAUGUGUUGGUUUACAAAAUAUCAAAGUGGCCCUUGUAUCCUUUCAUUUUUCAGUAUGUGGCUCAGUAUGUGAAAAAAGUUUGGACUCCUCUGCUGUAAUGGAUGGAGAUCCAGCAGUGCCCACAAAGUCACGCUGUUCAAGAAGACACGUGUGCAGACCCGUCGGAAGUUUGACAAUCAACACCUGUAUUUAGAGAGCCUUGGGAGAAUGUGAUGUGGUCAGAUGAGAUGACCAAAUUUGAGCUCUUUGGCAUCAACUUGCUAUGUUUGGAGGCAAAGAAGCGGUGAGUACGAGCCCAAGAACACCAUCCUUAUUCUCAAACAUGGAGGUGGAAAUAUUCUGCUUUGGGGAUGUUGUCUCCUAAGGGUGCAGGAAGACUUUAAGGGGCACUAAGGGGCCAGUGAUGCCCCAUAGAAUAUUUGAUGGCAACACCUUACCCUCAGCCAAAACACUCAAGAUGGGUCGUGAAUGAGCAUCACACUGACCUACAACAGGGGUUUUCAAAGUGGCACUGGCUGGUAGAAUAUGACAGACACCUGUAGCUAUGCCUUAAGUCCAGCAGAUGGUGAAAAUGACCAGCAUAUGACUCCAUGGCACACUGUUAGACUUUGAAAACCCCAGACCAAGCAAAACAUUUGGUUGGUCAAGAUCUGAGAGUGCCAGUUUGUGGACUUGAACCCAGAGACAUUCUGUGGAAGGAGCUGAAACUUGCCAAGCGACCGCCUCAAAAUCGUCAAACUUUGGAGCAUAGCUGUAAAGAGGACCAGAUCCCUCCUAAGAUUUGUGCAACCAUGGUGACGUCCUACCAGAAACAUAAGUACUAAGCCAUGUUUUGCUUGGAGAUCAAAUACUUAUUUCACUCAAUCAAAUCCAGAUUCAUUCAUAAUCUUUAUUUAUUUUCUGGGUAAUUUGUUUAUAGUCUAUCUAUGAAACCUUCCACAAAAAAUAUAGACUGUUCAUAGCUUCCAACAAAAUCAUCAAGGGAUCAAGUACUUAUUUCCCCCACUGCAUAUUGACUUCAAUAUAUUUUGGCCCUCUUUCCUACAAAUGUCUUUAAGAAACAACAUAGUCUGGGCUUCAGCUUAGUUUGUAUUGUACAUGUUCUUGUCAGCCUUCGACUACAACACAGUCAGUAUUUGUACACACAAAACGUGAUUAUAUCUGACAAUCCUCCCGCUAUCUUAUGAAGCCAUUGUUGUGCAGAUGAGCCCAAUGAGUUCUUGAAAUGUUAGUGCUGAUCGGAAUGUUACCCAGCACCAGUUGAAUGCAGGUAUAAGCUCUGCUAUACGGUAUCUACAGUUAAAUAUAUACAGUAAAUAAAGUGUGUGAGGUGCUCACUUUUCUACACAGGUAAAUCUCAAAUAAUGAAACCAUGAGCGUCAUGCCAGUACAUGUGUUUCAGGCAGACUGGUCAUCUCUGAUUGCGUUAUCAUGAAUUUAGAUGCCAAACUGUGUUGAUCCAAAUCAAGAACGGAAGAUGAUAAAUGCUGUGGCAUAAAGAUGUGCAUUAAGAGGCUGCCAAAUACCACUGACAACACAGGUUACGGAGUAUCUAACUUUCCCAGUCAACAAAAAGUGUUAUAAUUACUCUGUAGUACUGUAGUGGAACACAAAUAUUUUAUUUAUUAUUAUUAUAUAAUAUUAUAUACUGUAUAUGUAGCUGAGAUGCACCAAAGGUCUGACAAGUUGAUCAGAGUAUUAAUAUUGCUGUUGUGGUGUGUGUGUGUGUGUGUGUUUUGUAGAAAGCGCUAUCCCGUAGUCACACACUCCGACUGAAAUAUCUCGGUUUACUUUUACACUGUACCACUACUGACAAAUCUAACUGCGGAGAUUCUUCCCUUUAAACAACAUUGAACGUGAUCCAUGCAAGCGUUUCUGUUCCAUUCUGUCGAGUUGUGCACAAGUCGUAUCAUUCCAUCAAUAUCACGCCUUUAAAGCAGGGGGGUCCACCCGGUUACGACUGAGGCCCGCGCACAGAAAAGUCAUUUUGAUGUUUUUUAAUUCUAAAAAAGGGUAAUGCUACAUAGGUAUGCUAAAAAGUUCAAAAUAAGAUGGCUGCUCUUUAAGAUUUGACCAAUUUAUCUACUUUUAUAUUUACCUUACCGCACAGUGGCCUAGUGGUUAGCAUGCCACGUAGCCAGGUGAUCUGGCAAAUCUGGGAUCGUACCUCUGUUUGGGCGUCACUGUGUGGGGUUUGCAUGUUCUCCCCAUGCAUGUGGGGGUUUUCUCUUGGUACCCCGGCUUCCUCCCGCAUUUCAAAAAUAUGCCUGUUAGGUUAUUAGGGUUGCUAAUUGGGUUAACUCUAAAUUGCCCAUAGGUGUGAAUGUGAGUGUGAAUGGUAGUUUUUCCAUAUAUGCCCUGCGAGUGGCUGGCGACCAGUCCAGGGUGUACCCCGCCUCUCGCCCGAAGUUAGCUGGGACAGGCUCCAGCAUGCCCCCACAACCUUAAUGAGGGCGGCAUAGAAAGUUAAUGUUUACCUUUACCGGUAUAUUUCAACUUUAAAAACUGCCUAACUCUUGCUUGGUUGGUUUUCUUUCCAUUUUUUGUUUCAUUUUGAUGUAGCGUAUUAAUACUUUGGGCCAAAAAUAAAGCUAUAAAAAGAAAAUUAUGACUUAUUUUUUGUGUAAAAAUUUCUAACAUGUAUUAAACCUUACUUAUAACUUAAAAUGCAAUUAUAAAAUGUAUAAUUCAAAAACUCAUGUAUAAAUUCAAUGAACAACUACGACAAAUGAAAUGAAGUAGUUAUUAAAAUAAUGAUUUCCCUUCAAAGCCAGGCAGGUCCUAACGCAAUUACUGUAUACUAACUACAUACACAACAAAUACAGUGGUUAUUAAUUUGUUCCAAAACCGAAAUGUGCAACAUUUCCCAAAGGAAAUAAUGUAAAUACAAUUAAUUCAGUCCAGACACCCAACUAUAUGGACAAAAAAUACAUUUUAUAGAGACUAAUUAUAGUUUUACAAGCAGAAAACAAUGCGAAAUACAUAUAAAUUAGGAAUUACAUGGGUAAAUGAACAUUUAACAUCACUUUUACUUCCACUGAAGCCUCUAGUUGACGAAGACGGCGAUGAGGCAGCUGAGCGCGAUGAGCGGAGAUGACGACAUCUCCGUACUUUGCGUUGAGAUAUUUUGUGGAUUCAGUAUUGUUUAGCACUUUCUUCGUCAACUUGCUGGCGCUCUCAACUUUCUUUGGUAAUUUAGCAGUCACACUCAAUAAAAACUGCACGGACAGUGUGUCAACAGCGCAUAUAGGGAACUCUGUUUGUACACUUGAUUCUGUGAAAUGAUACAGUACAGGGCAAACAGACUAGAUUGUUAUGCAGAAUAUGAGACAGCGUAUGAAAACUAAAGAAAAUGUUGCCGCUUUUUUUUCCCCCCAAAAAACAAAUCAUACAAAAACGAGGUCCCGUUCCAAAAAAAAUCUUCUUGUCCACCUCCAUGAUGUGUGUCUCUGCAUCAUUUGACGGCAGUGUUGCCUUACCCUUGCCCCUCUCCCUCUGCAACCAAACAAUUUAGUAACAAAGUUUUUUUUUCCCACCAAUAGUAAAGUGGGGUCAUUUUUCAUUGCCUGCUUUACUUUCAUUUUCUAAGCAUGUGCCUUUCCUUUCGUCCUGCGCCGAACAUACAGUACUUGGCGACACACUGAGAAUGGUGAACGUUAUUGAUCAUGUCUGCUUUUACUAGACCAAUUUACACUCUUCAAACACUCAUGUGCACUUUUGAGGCGAGGGGAAAUGCAGUGUCUGUGUGGCUGCGUCGUCGUGAUGCGUCGGGAUAGACCUGAGGGUUAAUUUUAUAUUUAGAAAGUGCAGCGGAUCAAUAAAAAAAAACAAGUAUUUUGGACGCCCCUGCUUUAAACAAACAGUACAUUGUCAUGUAACGCUUACCGUAUAUUCUGGACUAUAAGUCGCAGCGGCCCAAAAAUGCGUCAUAAUAUAGGUGUCUGUUAUGUUACCGUAAAAUAGUGAUUCAGGUACACAAUAGCGUAAAGAACAUACCUGGGAGGCUGAAUAGGCCAAAUUAACAAGGCAGCAAGUUACGGGUAAGCAAGUUCUCCAAGCUCCUGAUCUCAGUCCAUAAUCACUGAAUUCUUUCGCUAGCCUAAAGCGCCCUCCUGCGGCAUUCGUGUAUUCUGUGUUAAACACAAAAAUUCCAAAGUCAUAAUGAAAAAGCCUUUUGACCAAGCAUGGAGACUCUGUUCUCAGGUUUACUAUGAUUGUGUCGUUUUGCCUUUUGUGCGACUGUCAAUCAAAGACAGACUUGGUCAGCAUGCCAAUGGAAUUGACAAAUGUAAUCAUUCAUCUGGCCUGAGCAAUUUUGGGGUUCAACGCCUUGCUCAAGGGCACCUCAGUUUGCUUGGGAACGCUGUAGCAGCCAGUCCCCCAUCCCAUCACUAGCAGGUCCAAAGGCUUCCAGAGUAAGAUAACGCCACCCAAAGUGGCCUCAAGAUUACUGUUUGUGUGUUCACCAGUUCUUACAUAUCGGACGGCUGUUUUUCUAUCACGCGACCCUCUCUUCGGGCUCUAUUUUAAACUACAGCCACAUUUCUAGUUGUUUGGUGAUUUUUUUCCCUCUCUCCCGCAGAGCACUCACAAAAAUGCACGGAAACAUAACUUUGUGUUUAUCACCACAGCCGAAAUGACUGGACUAGUUUGUUUAUUCCCGGAAGAUUGAAAUGAUAUUUUUCCGUUACUUUUUCUUCAGUGUGUUACCACAGAGUUCUGUAAUAUAUGCUUUUUCUCUGCCAUUCACAUUAAACAUCAACUGGAAAUGACACUAUGUGCUGUUUUAAUGGAUUCAAUUCCAAUAAAUCAUGUGACAGAAAAACAAA